Aedes albopictus (Asian tiger mosquito) is the source of this 2501-nucleotide messenger RNA. Its product is annotated as mediator of RNA polymerase II transcription subunit 13. Gene Ontology annotation, molecular function: transcription coactivator activity. The record is from RefSeq and is a predicted model, not a curated record. Lineage: Eukaryota; Metazoa; Arthropoda; Insecta; Diptera; Culicidae. Gene Ontology annotation, biological process: positive regulation of transcription by RNA polymerase II. Gene Ontology annotation, cellular component: mediator complex.
AUUAAUAUUUCCAUGAUGUCAGUAUUUGAAAACCCCAAUGUUAACAUUGUUUAUUUUUCUCCGUUUCUCUUUACAGAAGGCGACAAAGGAUCCUGGGAGGCUGGUCUAUCGUACGAGUGCCGAUCACUGUUGUUCAAAGCGCUUCAUAAUGUUAUCGAACGAUGUCUACUCUCGCGGGAUGUCGUUCGCUUGGGCAGGUGGUUCGUCCAACCGAGCUCCAACAGCGAGCGAGUAUUCGGCAAAAGCUCUCUCCAUCUGUCGUUUUCCUUCGCGUUCUUCGUACAUGGCGACAGUACGGUGUGUGCCUCGAUGGACAUCCGGGAGCAUCCUCCGGUGCGACCGUUGAUGAUCAAACACCUCGAGGAAGCCCUAGCUCAGCAGGGAAACGGGGGAACCACCAACUCCGCCACCAGUGGCAGCAACAACAGCAGCAACAACAACAACACCAACAGUGGCAACAACUGCAGUAGCCAAACGGGCAGCUCCGGUGAAGUGAAGCCUCGGUCGGUAAUAUUGGCUCCCUUUGGACUCGCCGCAACGCUCACUGGCCAGAGCUACAAGGCCAGCGAUCCUCAGACCCAGAAGGUGCUCGAUGACUGGAGUGCGUUCUAUCCGAUCUCGAACAAGAAUAUGCACCUUUCGGAGAGUGCCGACACGGUGCCGCCCAUUGUGGAAAUUAUGACCGGCGGUGUCAAAAUGCGCUAUCCGUCCAAGUAUGUGCUGGUGACCGAUAUCGACGAUUGGUCGCCACCGUCCAGCAACGGUUCCCAAACGACGGUAGCCAAGUCGUCCUCCCCUCAAUCGGCAGCUUCGCUCACGGCAGCCGUUUCCAAUGCACUGGGUGCUCCCAGCGGUGAAUUUACUCCGAACAAUAGCAAACAACAACCACUCCCGGAACUGGUCAACAGUAAAGCGGCCAUGAACCCACCGCUAACGGUACCGGAAUCACCCUUAAACGAUCUCGGCAACCAAAACAGCAUGUCAUCGGCGCUCAUCAACAACUCCCCGGCCGUUCUGCUACCGGAACGCGUCUGGCAGGAUUGCAUCAUGCAUGCCACCCCGACGAUUCCACCGCCCCAGCAGUCACCCUUGGACGAGGGAGUCGGUGGGGGUGGGGCUACCAUCAAAACCGAACCCUCCUCGAAUGCAUCCUCAACGCCGACGUCCUCGUCGUCGUCCGGCUCUUCAUCUGGUAGCAGUAGCAACAAUGAGAACAACUCGUCGAUGGUAACGGCCGCAGCCCUGGUCGAUGCCAAUGCCAACUCCGUGUGGGAAAUUACCGAUCCCACCGUCAAGGUGCCCUGUUCCUGCAUCAAGUGUAGAAAGCCGACAUCCACCGGAACGGCUGCAGCAAGCGGUUCUGCCGGUUCCCGGAGCAGCAUCCAAGGGCAACAGCUCACCCUGUCCGGAUCCACUUCCGGCCGUGAUCCGACCAAUGUGGGCUGUCCACCGUCCUCAUCUUCGUCGACAUCCGGCAAGACCAGUUCCGGCAAGCAACCGCGACCGCACCGGAUACCGUUUCAUAAGCGGCCACCCCUUUCGCAGCAGUUCCCGUUCUGCCGGUCGACGGCAGCAGUGGCGGCAGCUGGGACCUCGUCAUUCAUACCUUCGUCGUCGUCUUCGUCUUCGGGAGUUUCCCCACCCGGCGAUAGUCCCGAAUAUCUCGAGUCGGCCCAAAGGUCUAACCAGAAUUGCGGUGCCGGUGGUAGUACGCCGUACGGUGGCCCUCCGUCUUACUGUCGAAACCCACUCUCGAUUGGCGACUCACAUCCUCUACCUUCGGAGGGAUCUCCGGCUAGUGCAGCCCCUUCGCCGAUGCAACCUUCGUCAGUAUCGCAACCAAUGUCGGUUCCAUCCGGCGACCAGUUGAUAACCAUGUCUCCGCAUCCACCGGCGUCGAACAACCCACGGAGUGUUCAGCCAGGAACGCCCACAUGUCUGGACCACCUGGACAAGAACACUCCAGCCCCUACGCCUACCGAUCAGCACGACAGCAAAAGUAUUACCGCUUCGCCGUACCACACCCCGUCGCAUCCGGGUGGUGUUCUCAGCGUAGAAGCACCUUCCUCGCAGCAACCCCAGCAAGGCCCGGGGCAAAGCUCGCAGCAACAACAGCAGCAGCAGGGCCAGCAGCAGCAACAGCAAUCACAACAACCAUCACAGUUGAUAGGAACCAAUCUGAGCAGUACAAGUAGCAGCAGUAGCGGUGGAACAACCAAUAGUAGUCCAGGCAAUUUACCCAGUGGCGGCAACGGAAUGCUCGGAAUGAAAAUCAAAUCUGAUAGCGCGUUGUUCGGAGAGGGUGGUGGGUUGAUACUUGGUGCUAGUCCAAGUAUAUACAGUAGUUUGAACCCAAUCAUCAACCAGAACCAGGUUUCCAAACGUGAGGCCAUGCUGCAAAUCCUGCAGUCACUUAAGAGGCCUUCCCUGUCAUCAAGGGAUUAUGAGGGUAUGGUAGGAGAGGAAUGUCCCAGUACAUCGCAAGUCUUGUAUGACUAUUC